GUGGGUAGGUUCUUAUUCUUUAUAUGUAUGUGGGUAAGGAGAGAAAUAAAGGAGUCAGUCUUGAUCUGAGCACGUAGUUUUAUUAACGCAUUCUAAUACGUUUACAUGGCGCAGCCGAUUUAAAAGAACCUUUAGGUAUCUAAAUAUUCUUUGUGAUAUUCUUGUGAUAGUGAAUAAUAGAAAUAUAAAUAUAAAAAAAAAGAGACUCUUUGGAAUGGAAUCUAUCUUGCCACCGCCGCCGCCUUUUAUUUUCGAUAAUAACCUUGAGAAUGUGACCUCUGGUAAUUUGUCUGUAGAAUGGACUAAGUGGAAGAAAGCGUUUAAUAUUUACUUCGACGCGUGUGAGUUAUCUAAAAAGGAAGAAAAGGUGCAAAUUAAUAUUUUGCUGCAUGUUAUCGGAGAGCGGGCCCGUGAAGUGUACCAACAGUUUGAAUCGGAAUGCACGACUUUGAAGAGUUUGAUUGCGCGGUUUGAUAAGUUCUUUUUGCCGAAGAAAAAUUUAACUAUAGAACGGCACAGGUUUUUUACACGUUGUCAGCAUGAUGGUGAGUCUAUCGAGCAGUAUGCUUUCGAGCUCAGGAAGCUGGCUGCCACUUGUGAGUUUGGCACACUAAUGCAGGAUUUGAUAAAAGAUAGGCUGAUUUGCGGCAUAAAAGAGGACGCACUUCGGGAACGAUUGUUACGUGAGCCGGAUCUGACGUUGAGUAAAUCUUUGGAUAUUUGUAAUUUGGCCCAGAUGUCUAAGAUGCAAGCGGGGGCUAUAAAGCAAGAGGCUGUGGAACAUAAAGCGUAUGUUGUAGAAAAUAAUCCCAAGCAUAAUACGGAGUAUAAUUGGAUUAGUGAAGGUGGUCAACAGAAUCAAAUUUGGGGGGUAAGUCACCGAGGAGCGCCGGCGCAUCGUGGAACGGCGAGGAGUCGGGGGCGCGGUGGCCGUUAUCAGACCCCCGCCCGCUACCCCGUGACCCCGCGCCCGGGUCUUGCUCGGCGAAAUCAACUGUUUAAUCGACAAGUGCGUGAUGUCAAUAGUGCUAACAACAGCAGUGCUAAUUUAUCGUGUUCGCGAUGUGGUUUGCCUCAUGGCAGUUCAAGGUGUCCUGCCAUCGGCAGAAGGUGUUUAAAGUGUAACAGUUAUGAUCAUUUUUCGCGUAUGUGCAAUGUAUACGAGGUGCGAGCUGAGGAAAACAAUGAUCAGGGUGGUGAUUCCUCCUGAUUGGUAUUAAUUAGCAGCCGGGUCGAAUAGUAUGUGCAGUUUCGAAGAUGGAUUUUUAUAUAUAAGUAAACAAUUUGAUAGGUACCUAUAAACAUGAAUCAAUAGGUUCAACUUGCAUUGACAUUUCAUCAUUGUUUUUAUACUCGUACAGCACACAAUAUUAAAACCAUUUAAUACAGAUAACGGAUUUAUUUUUGUAAAGCAAACCUGUAUUAAGUAGUUAAGUACAUAAUAUAGGUAUUAUUAAAUAAUGUGUAGCCGUUAUAAUGAAAUGUUGGCAUUGUUUACCUACCUGCCUCUAACUGUCGCAGGUCACAAAACACAUUCAUGAUUAUGAAUGUGUUUUAAUAAAAUAAAAUAAAUUAUGAAAUGUUUGUUGUAAAUUUUCGUUUAUUUCCUGGUGAAAAGAAAUUAGUUUCAAUUACAUAAUGUGUUGCAUGAUGUUUCAUUAGUCAUUGUUAUCAAAUUAAGGAUGAAAAUAAGCAUCUAUUUCCGAUGCCUGCAUUUAAAUAUUAAUGAAUGAAUGUUAUUGAUAAGUAUAUAAUCUUUAUAUAAUAAGUAUGAAAAAAUUAUUUCAAUGAUAUGUCGUUUUGUAUUCUGCCUACCUAUAUUGUUCAAUAGUUUUGAAUGAUUAUUUACUAUGUAAUAAUAUAUCUUUAUGAAAUUAUUAACAAUCUAU
Cydia pomonella (codling moth) is the source of this 1889-nucleotide messenger RNA. RefSeq lists its product as uncharacterized. NCBI's taxonomy places the organism in Eukaryota, Metazoa, Arthropoda, Insecta, Lepidoptera, Tortricidae. The transcript has 2 exons. The record is from RefSeq and is a predicted model, not a curated record. Bases 215 to 1210 code for a protein of 331 amino acids.